GAAACGGACAGAGCUCUACCGCAAGUAGUGGCGAAGCGACCUUCAACGACCCUCAAGACAUCAAGAAAAUGGCCCGCUCCAACGUCCGCUACGGCUUGAACAAGGGUCACCCUACGACCCCCAUCCCCAAGGCUGUCCGCCCUAGUCAGCGCAAGGGCAUCACCUCUGCACGCACGAAGUUCGUGCGCUCUGUCGUCCGGGAGGUUGCGGGCUUCUCCCCAUACGAGCGUCGGGUUAUGGAGUUGCUGAGGAACUCCAAGGACAAGAAGGCGAGGAAGCUCACGAAAAAGCGGCUCGGGACGCUCCUGCGCUCGAAGCGCAAGCUGGAGGAGCUCGGCACGAUCAUCCAGGAGAGCAGGAGGGCAGGUCACUAAAUCUGCGUUGUAGCGGUCGUGGUGCUCUCGAUUCUCUGUCGGCACGCGGGGUCGGUGGGUCUAUGUCAUGCCGCUAUGCGUUCGCUGUACCACUAUGUGUCUCUCGCGCCCUAUGCAUAUUUUCGCCAUUGCAAGU
Fomitopsis serialis is the source of this 510-nucleotide messenger RNA. Its product is annotated as ribosomal protein L36e. The transcript is spliced from 4 exons. The record is from RefSeq and is a predicted model, not a curated record. NCBI's taxonomy places the organism in Eukaryota, Fungi, Basidiomycota, Agaricomycetes, Polyporales, Fomitopsidaceae. Gene Ontology annotation, biological process: cytoplasmic translation. The coding region runs from base 69 to 374 and encodes 101 amino acids. Gene Ontology annotation, molecular function: structural constituent of ribosome. Gene Ontology annotation, cellular component: cytosolic large ribosomal subunit; ribosome.